AUGAGUCGGCCUGGUGCAUGGGGAAGAGUUGUGUCGAAUUUGUGGAAAUAUGUGAGGAAUGAUUUUUCGAAGAAGAAUUAUAUUGCUGAGGACUCGCAUGGCAAUCGAUAUUAUGAGAUAACGAAUAGUCGACAGAAUGUUGCCAGGGGAUUCGAGGCGCCGCCGAGCGGACCACGAAUCGAGCCCGGAAUCGAAUGGCAGGCGUGGCUCAGAGGCACACGAAGAUUUCCACCGUCCGACGACGAGAUCGCACUGAAUCGAAUGAAGCAACAGGCGCAAAUUGCACAAGAUGCUCAUACCGAGAAGCGGGCGCCGUUGGUGAGCUCGCAAGGCAUUGGCGCCGGCGAUCAUCACCCUCAAAAAUUCCCGAAAUAUGAGGAUUUGGAGAUUUCGCCUGGCGCGCAAGACGGACCAACCAAUAAUAAGAAAUGA
This is a messenger RNA of Caenorhabditis bovis, 432 nucleotides long. Lineage: Eukaryota; Metazoa; Nematoda; Chromadorea; Rhabditida; Rhabditidae. The record is from the annotation of a GenBank genome assembly.